UUCACAAUGUUUUGUAGUCUAUCUUCUCAUGCCUGACUCGCAAAAGAGGAGAUACGACAACUGAUAUCGCCACCAGAGACCGAAGUAACUUUAGAACAUCUGCUGUGUGAGUGAGCGCUACUCUGAAAUAAGCGAAUACUUUCGGCAAUGUUGAACUUGACAAAGCGCAUUUUAUCGAUUGCUGUCUUGCUGAUCUUGGUGUCAACAGAGCUGAACUGUCUCACGAUCAACACAGACGGCUGCGGAACAGAAAAAGGAUGCUUUAUGUUUCCAACCGACUGCGGCAAUAACUGUGAUUUCUUGGUGACGUACAACGCGACAAACUCAAGUGAAGUAGAGUUCGAGUUGAGCGGCAAAGGUGACUGGGUAGCAGUGGGAUUUAGCGAUGACCAGAUUAUGCCCGAUACAGACAUCCUUAUGUGCGUCAGCGAUGCAGCUCUAACUGGUCACUAUUAUGCCUCAGGGAGGUCUGCGCCUGUUAGGACCACUCCGACACCAGCGGCAGUGACAGUUAUUGAGGGAGAAAAAGAUGGUGAAAUGAUGAAGUGCAGAAUUUCGAGGGUCAUCAACCCAGAGAUAUCUAACUUCAGGGACCUGAAUCAACCUUGGUAUCUUUUGGGAGCGAUUGGAGACUUAAAUAACGGUGAGUUUUUAUUUUGGUUAACGUAUUUUUUCUUUUCACAAAAAUACAAAGAAAUUCAUUUUUGGAACUACGAGCCCGAGUUUUCUCACUCUUUCAAUUCACAGCCCGAUACAGACAUCCUUAUGUGCGUCAGCGAUGCAGCUCUAACUGGUCACUAUUAUGCCUCAGGGAGGUCUGCGCCUGUUAGGACCACUCCGACACCAGCGGCAGUGACAGUUAUUGAGGGAGAAAAAGAUGGUGAAAUGAUGAAGUGCAGAAUUUCGAGGGUCAUCAACCCAGAGAUAUCUAACUUCAGGGACCUGAAUCAACCUUGGUAUCUUUUGGGAGCGAUUGGAGACUUAAAUAACGAUGCAAUUCAAAUACAUAGUCGCCGCCAACCUACAGCCUCUAGAAUAACUGUCACGGAGGCUAGAUCUGCAUCUUCAGACGAUGGAAUAAAUACAAACAUUAUCAUCCACGGAACUCUGAUGACACUUGCUUGGAUUUUGUUUGCAUUUGUGGGUUUGUUCACGGCACGAUACAUGCGCGAGGUCUGGGAACCCAAACAGUUAUUGGGAACGAAAGCUUGGUUUACGGUUCAUCGGACACUGAUGACAAUAACAGUACUGUUGACAGUGGCAGGGAUAGUUGUGAUCUUUGUUCACGUGAAAGGCUGGUCAUCGGGGGCUGGAGUGCACCCUUAUUUUGGUAUCGUCGUUCUCGCCCUUGCACUUGCUCAGCCAAUCAUGGCGGCAUUCAGACCACAUCCGGGUGAACCGAGGCGCAGCAUUUUUAACUGGGUUCAUAGGUGUGUCGGUACCUUAGCGCUGAUUCUUGGAGUUGUUUCAAUCUACUUUGGAUUAAAUACUAAUCAAGUCGGCUUAGGAAAAAAGGGACUUUGGCCAGUGAUCACCUUCUACAUUGCAGAAUUUCUUGUUUUCUUAUUUGAGGUGUAUCUGAUCAUAUCCAAACGAAAUCGCGAGAAGAGGUCUGUUCCAAUGGGUACUGCAAGAGGUAUUCCCAUGGAGCAACCUGGACAUCAGACCGGAGCUUCGCCAGAGACUGAAAUGCCAGUAAAGGAAGCAAUGAUUCGUACUUUUAUGUUUGUUUUCGUCGUGCUCGUUGGAGCCAGCGUGUCGCUUACCAUAAUCUUACUCAUGGUGCUUAAAUAGACUCAGGAUAGUAAUCGAAAGGCUCAACUUCGUUUAAAACUUCAGCCUCGAAGGAGUCCGGUAUUAGUGCUUUGUUUCUGGUGCUCAGUUUAUCAACCAAAUGUGUAACAAAACAAUUGCUUUUCGCCAGCCCCACCGUGAUACAAAAAAAGAACGAUAAACAAUGACUUAGCAAUUUCCGAGUUACACAGCUUUUUCUUUUACGAUCGAACCUAAAGGCAAAAAGUAAAUAUAAUUUCAAACACUUGUAUUCAUAUUUUAAACACUCCUUUUCCCGUGUUUUAAAGUAAAUGCGCUUAGAUUUUUAAGGGUUUAAUCUUAAGGAACACUGAAACUUGAUUGGCUGUUCUUGACGCCACGGCAUAAGAACGCUGUAUGUCAAUUCAAUUAUUUUAUUACCAAGCUGAAGACUGCAAAAAGACAGGCCAAUUAUGAAUAAUCUCGCACGGCAAUCACGCAUGAUUUUCUUCAUAAUGGAAAAAUUAUCUGUGGAUUUCAGUUAGUUCAAACACUUGUUUGUGGGCCGUAAAGAAGUAAGACUCUGCGUCAACUUAGGAGUUAAAAGCGCGCGUCGGCCUCACUUGUGAAAGGCAGGUGUGUGCCUUAUAUUUUUUCACAUCUUUGAGAUUAAAGCUUUCCACGGCGAACAAAAGGAUUCAUUAUAUCGGAAAUAUCUCUUUCUAUGACGUAAAUCAAAGAUUCUUAAAGGAUUUAACGCAUUUCAUAAUACCCGACGAUGUUGGACAUUUUGUUGAAGCUUCAAUAAACAAUGUACCAAACC
Molecule: messenger RNA, 2575 nt
Organism: Orbicella faveolata
Lineage: Eukaryota; Metazoa; Cnidaria; Anthozoa; Scleractinia; Merulinidae
Product: ferric reductase 1-like
Source: RefSeq, a predicted model, not a curated record